GAUACCGAAAACAAUUAUUUUUUCCUUUGCGACAUGACGCAGAACUUGCGCAGUUACCGAUAAGAUAAUUUGUUUUCUUCCGUAGCUCAACUUCACUAAAUCACCUUAAAAGUGAGAAGACUGCAGGUUUAGACUCUACAUCGCCGCUUCGAGAUCCAAGAAGAGAUCAGGAAAUUAGUAGUUAGACACAGUUCCGGUCAUUAAAGUUUAUUCUGCAACCAUGUCUCGUGGUGAAUUUGGUAGUCCCUCUUAUGGCACCCUUUCUCCAAAUGUGAGGGUAAACUUUGAUAGGCCAUCAUCCAGAUACUUAGAAGGAGAAAAUUUUCAGAUUCUCAGUGACAAUGUUGGUAGCAACAUCUUCCAAAUUAACAACAACACUGCAGCAUUGGAGCGCACCCUUAAACAGUUAACAGCAGGCAAAGAUGGUCAAAGCGAAAAACUUCAUAGUAUACAGCGAGCUACAAAUAACCUUGCUGGUGAAACAACUGCCAUGUUGAAACAGAUGAGUUCUUAUUGUGUUGGAAAUAGUCCCACAGCAAGGCAGCUGAGAAUACAACAUGAAAAAUUAAAGGGAGAUUUCAGAGAUUCAGUUUCACGUUAUUACUCCGUUCAAAAUAGAGUGGUUGAAAAGGAAAAGCUUCUGGUUGGGUCAACAGGACUAUCACAGCGGCAAGAUAGUAGAAGAUAUGGAGACGAGUUUGGAAAUGAGAAAAGUGGCUUAAUUGAGGAUGAUCAACAAAGACAGGAGCAGGAACAGUUGGACAUACAGAUUGACAUUGACCAGUCACUGAUAAGAGAAAGAGAGGACAGAAUCCGACUGAUAGAAGGAGAUAUCAUUGACAUCAAUGAAAUAUUUCGAGACCUAGCAACGAUGGUUUAUGAACAAGGAGAACUAGUUGAUUCAAUUGAAGCAAAUGUUGAACGAGCACAAACAAAUGUGGAGGGAGCUAAUGUCCAACUUAGUAAGGCCAGUACAUACCAGAAAUCAGCACGCAAGAAGAUGUGCAUUUUACUUCUUAUUAUUGUGAUUGUUAGUGGAGUUAUUGGCAUAAUUGUUUGGCAAACAAAUUAACAAGUAUUGUUGUCAUAGCAAAUAAUGUCAAGAUGAAGACCCAAAUCAGCAACAGAUAACCUCUAGGUCCAGAAACUGAUUCAAUUUUCAAUUAAAUUGGUAAGAGUUUGAAAUAUUUGGUGUUCCUCAAGUACAUCACUUGAAAUGUGCAAAAGGUAUUGGAAACAAAGACAUGCAAAAGCUUAUGUUCGUGAAGGAAUGUGGGUGUGACCUUUGGGUGUGACCUUUGGGUGAUGACAAGGACUUUUGCUGAAAUUGUACUCGCCACACAUGUUCAGUAUAUGAAAAGUUAAAGUAUAUACAUACAGGAUGAAAUAAAACUUAAUUCACCAGAUUGUAAAA
Stylophora pistillata is the source of this 1414-nucleotide messenger RNA. Its product is annotated as syntaxin-7. Gene Ontology annotation, molecular function: SNARE binding; SNAP receptor activity. Gene Ontology annotation, biological process: intracellular protein transport; vesicle-mediated transport; vesicle fusion. NCBI's taxonomy places the organism in Eukaryota, Metazoa, Cnidaria, Anthozoa, Scleractinia, Pocilloporidae. Gene Ontology annotation, cellular component: endomembrane system; membrane; SNARE complex. The record is from RefSeq and is a predicted model, not a curated record.